CCACUUUCACCUAACAAAAACAAUCAGGGCAUUUUCGGCAUUUAAAAAUGAGAAAUUUAAAGGGAACUUUUUUAAUCCGUCUAUGCAGCUGUUGACCAAGUGAGCAACCAUCAAUACAAAGUCGUCCCUCUCACCGCCGCCUUCACAACCACCACCACCACCUCCUCCUCCACACCACCACUCCUACCCUCCCUCCCACUGUACCACCAAGAAAAUGGCGAAACUGCCCCUCCCCCUCCUUCUCCUCUCCCUCCUCCUCUCUCUCCUCCUCUCCCCCACCACCGCCGAGAUCAAAAACCUGAAAAUCUCCGCCGACAACCGCCCCAUGAUCCUCUUCGAGAAAUUUGGCUUCACCCUCACCGGCCACGUCACCAUCUCCGUCUCCGACGUCUCCGUCACCUCCUCCCUCCCCAACCUGAAUCCUUCCCUCCUCGGCUUCUUCCUCCUCUCUGAAGAAUCCCUGAUCCAAGUCCUCCUCGAGCUCCAACAAAACCCUGGCUUUUGUGUCCUCGACAGCCGCUACAUCACCAAACUCUUCACCUUCCGCGAUCUCUCUCUACCACCUCACCCAUCCUUCAACCAGUCCUACCCCGUCAGUGCCCCCAACGAGUACAGUCUCUUCUUCGCCAAUUGUGCCGCCGAAAGCCGAGUCACCAUGUACGUUCGCACUGAGGUCUACAAUAUCGACAACGGCGUGAAGGACUACCUCCCCGCCGGCCUCACUCAACUCCCUACCAUAUUCUUCCUGUUCUCCAUCAUCUAUUUCGUCUUUCUAGGGUUUUGGGCCCAAAUCUGUUACAAAAACAAGAGAUCCGUUCACCGGAUUCACAUUCUGAUGGCCGGAUUGCUCCUCAUGAAGGCACUGAACCUGAUCUGCGCCGCCGAGGAUAAACACUACGUGAAGGUGACUGGUACGCCUCACGGCUGGGAUGUGUUGUUUUACAUCUUUCAGUUCAUAAGGGUUGUGUUGUUGUUCACUGUGAUUGUUUUGAUCGGGACUGGUUGGUCGUUCUUGAAGCCAUUUUUGCAAGAGAAAGAGAAGAAGGUAUUGAUGAUUGUGGUUCCGCUUCAGGUCUUGGCCAAUCUGGCUUCGGUCGUGAUUGGCGAAACCGGGCCGUUUAUCAAGGAUUGGGUGACUUGGAAUCAGGUGUUCUUGCUGGUUGAUAUUGUGUGUUGUUGUGCCAUCAUUUUCCCGAUUGUGUGGUCGAUCAGAUCGUUGAGGGAAACAUCGAAGACGGACGGGAAGGCCGCGAGAAACUUGGCAAAGUUGACCCUUUUCAGGCAGUUCUAUAUUGUGGUGAUUGGGUACUUGUAUUUCACGAGAAUUGUGGUGUUUGCACUGAGGACCAUUGCUGCAUAUAAGUACCAGUGGGUGAGUAAUUUGGCGGAGGAGAUUGCAAGCCUUGCAUUCUAUAUGGUGAUGUUUUAUAUGUUCAGGCCGGUGGAGAAGAAUGAGUACUUUGUUCUCGAUGAGGAGGAAGAAGAGGCUGCGGAGAUGGCCCUCCGGGAUGAGGAGUUUGAGCUUUGAAAUCCUUGGGAAGAGAUUGGUGAUUGGUUACUUCUCUUCAUGUAUUUUUGUGCUCUCACUGAAAACAUUGUGAGUUGUUUAAGUAGAUUUUACAGAACAAUACUGCCUUCUUCUUUUUUUCUUCCUUCUUUUUUCGUUAUAAUAACUUUGGUAUUUACAGAAUACUGUUUGUAUUUCCUGCCGAUGAAUAUCAUGAGAAUUUGUUGCUACUAA
Cornus florida is the source of this 1741-nucleotide messenger RNA. Its product is annotated as protein CANDIDATE G-PROTEIN COUPLED RECEPTOR 7-like. Gene Ontology annotation, biological process: transport. The coding region runs from base 215 to 1528 and encodes 437 amino acids. Lineage: Eukaryota; Viridiplantae; Streptophyta; Magnoliopsida; Cornales; Cornaceae. The transcript has a single exon. The record is from RefSeq and is a predicted model, not a curated record. Gene Ontology annotation, cellular component: membrane; Golgi apparatus.